Messenger RNA from Spodoptera littoralis (African cotton leafworm), 3162 nucleotides. The record is from the annotation of a GenBank genome assembly. NCBI's taxonomy places the organism in Eukaryota, Metazoa, Arthropoda, Insecta, Lepidoptera, Noctuidae.
AUGGCCGACAUGCCAGACCUCUCGCAUCUCACUCCUGAGGAGCGCGCCAUCAUCGAAGGCGUCAUGAUGCGACAGCGCCAGGAGGAACAGCGCGAGCACGAGAUCAUGAGACGUAAGCAAGAUGAAGUUACGGUGCUUGAGCAGACGAUCCGGACUCGGAAUGAAAUGCACCGCGCAGCUGGUGUAGAGCUAGCUGCAACUUGCCACAUCUGCCUCAAGACCAAGUUUGCGGACGGCGUCGGCCACUCGUGCCACUACUGCCGCGUGAGGUGCUGCGCCAGAUGUGGCGGCAAAGUUACUCUUCGUUCUAACAAGGUUAUAUGGGUAUGUAUAUUGUGCCGCAAGAAACAAGAAUUAUUAUCUAAAACUGGACAAUGGAUCCACAAGAGUGCUGGACAAGAUUCAAUGUUAUGGCGCAUGGAGAAUGAUCUCCGAGGUUUACCACCACAACCUGACGGAUCAUUUGAUAAAAGACCGAAACUAGAGAGGGCGCACAGUGCCGCAGAAAAAGAAAACCUCCCCCUUCAACGUUCAGGUAGUGCUCUCCGACGCCAAUACAGUCAACAGGACCAACGAUGUUAUGGGGAACUAGAAGGACUGGCUAGAACGCAUCCACAUUUAGUUCACCCGAGACAAAAGGCUGCAUACGGAGUGGUCGAGACAGGAGCACCUCCCACAUCCCAGUUACUGCCGCUCACGCCAGCGUCACAUCCCCUUCUUCCGCCUCGGUCUUCCUCGUCCGAUGACGAAGCUCCAGAAUGCGUUUCCGAUGAAAACGACGAGUAUCGAGAUCGGGGACAACUAGAGGCAUGUGCUCCAGUUCGGCACCCACAUCUGCGUAGCGCCAACGUGGAUGCCAACAAUUAUUACAAUUUGAUUAAUCAUUCGCCGGCCGAUUACGAGGCUGAGGCUCGCGCUCAAUUCGACGUGCCGAGGACCGGGCCAUCAGGUGGACGCAGCUUUGAUUCUGUGACCGAUUGCCGGUGGCGGGCCCGAGACGAUGGCGAAGGUGCGUACCUUCGGCCGUAUGCACCAGAAGAGGGCCCGCGCCCAGACCGAGCUGUAUAUAAGAGUGCCUAUUUGUGGGAAGACUCCUCAGACAAUAGACGGUUCACUGAGAGGAGAAAAAAGACCGUUCGCUUUGACGGGCACGAAGGCGCCGCGACAUUUCCGCGGGGCGGGCGUGACGCGUCUGGCGCGCCGCACGACUGGGCGGCGCUGCGCUGGGAGCCCGAGCGCCAGACCAGCCAGGACUCCGCCACCAAAGACUCGGGCAUCGAUACCUCUAGCACCUUCACCUCCAGUGAAGAUUCGAACAGAGGCGAUUGCCCUAAGUUUCCGCUGAGCUGGCAGGUGUCUGCGGAUGGCACGCGCAUGAUCGGUCACAUGGUGCUGCGGAAGAGCGUCGUGGAAGGUAGUUCACAUUCUUCGGCGGCUAUCCUCGGCCUGAAAGUGGUUGGAGGCAAACUCCAACCAGACGGUACGAGAAUUGCAGUGGUUGAAAAGGUCAAGAAAGGAUCCAUAGCGGACCUUGAAGGACAACUUAGGAUAGGUGAUGAAGUUUUACAAUGGAACGGUGUGCCGCUUCAAGGCAGAAGCGCGGAGGAGGUGGCCGCAGUGGUAGCGGACAGUAAGCACGACCUGCACGUGGAGCUCGUGGUGUCGCGACCUCUCACCGCGACGCGCACGCCUGCAGUGCCCUGGAGAACUCACAAAGUGUACACGGACGUGAUGGGUGGUUGCGAAAAACCGAGUGUGUUGGUGACGUCACCGGGAUCUCCAGAUGUACAUUCACGGCGUCGACCCACGCGAUACAACCACCACAACGCAAAUGUAGCUGGACGCAUCCAGCUCAAAAUUUACUUCGACGUCUCCGCAACACAGCUGUGUGUAACUGUAGUGUCGGCGAGUGGACUCACUCCGCGGCCCGACGGCUCACCUCGAUGCCCAUACGCGAAACUGUUCCUGUUACCCGAUAAAAGCGAGAAGAGCAAAAGACGAACGAAAACUUUAGCUAACACCCUAGAACCACGAUGGAAUCAAAAUUUUGUCUAUUGUGGAAUUCGAAUAACAGACAUAAAGCGAAGAACUUUAGAAGUAACCGUUUGGGACUUAAACCGCUAUGGCCCAAACGAUUUUCUAGGGGAAGUCCUGCUUGAUUUAGACAAUAUCGUGAUGAACCAUGAGCCUACAUGGUACACGUUGAAGCCACACGAGGAAAUGGGAAGUUUCAGCAGGUACCGUGAGGACGAGGCCGACGGCGAGCACCUGUCUCCUCCGUCGACGUCUACCUCUCGACUCUCUGACUCUGAUACGCCGAGCGAGUGUGACCUGCGAAGACAUCAUUCACUUUCAAGCCUCGCUUCCAGCUCCAGCCCGCCGCCGCCACACGAUCGAAUGGACAUGGAGGGAGCUCGAUCUAGCCGGCGCGACAUGUCCCCGGCGGGCCGGGUGAGGGCUGCGGGCAUGAACAGAGAACGCAGCGGCGGGUACGCAGUGGCGCGGUCGCAAUCGGCGGCGGGCGUGGCGCGGCCGGCGCGCGCGCGCAGCAAGUCGCCGCGCCGCUCGCUGUCGCCUCCGGCUGACCGCGACGCUUGGCGCUACACAGUGAACGAGGACCGAGGUGACGGGUCACGGUUGCCGACGCACGCGUACGCGCCACGUUUCCAGUCUCGUUCAGCCACGGCCACCCCUACUACCAGCCCCAAGAAACGACAACUGCCACAAAUACCUCAUCACCAGGGCGGGCAGAGAGCGGUGCGCGCGCAGGUGUCGGCGGACUUGGAGGAACGUAAGUGGAUCGCCCCGCACCACAUUGGCGCCACACUCACCUACCGCAGCACGCCACAAGGGUGGGAAAGACAUUACGCAGGACUGUCCGACUCAGAGUUGGCAGCUCGCAGCGGCGGUGGCGCGGGCGCAGGGAGCUGGGCCCGCGACGCCGACUGUCACCCGACAACGCGGCGCAGGACUCCGACCUUGAGUCCGUCGCUUCCGUCACCUCCAGCGCCUUCAGCACGCAGUCCGAACGACCACGGCCCACCAGGAUGCUCAGUAAUGACUAUGGUGGACGAGACAAUGGACGCGGCAAUGGCAGCAACCAACAGCAACAACCCUUGGAGAGGCGAGAGUCACGUCGAGGUCAAUUUACUAGGAGUUUGA